Molecule: messenger RNA, 1676 nt
Organism: Cololabis saira (Pacific saury)
Lineage: Eukaryota; Metazoa; Chordata; Actinopteri; Beloniformes; Belonidae
Gene: rgp1
Product: GP1 homolog, RAB6A GEF complex partner 1
Exons: 9
Coding region: 333-1493 (386 amino acids)
Biological process (GO): retrograde transport, endosome to Golgi
Cellular component (GO): Ric1-Rgp1 guanyl-nucleotide exchange factor complex; Golgi membrane
Source: RefSeq, a predicted model, not a curated record
UUGAUUCAAAUCUCUCUAGAAAAAAAUAAAUAAAUAAAUAUAUUUAUAUUUAGAGAGGAAAUAUUUCGUAAAAUCCGGAGAUGAUGUGUGUACUUCUUUAUUUUAAAACUAUGUUCUGAUCCCAUGCUUCGCUGUUGGUCGUAUAGCGGAAGUGGAGUGGCCUCAGUUUCUCUGUUUGUUUACGAAGCUGGGAUGGUAGCUGUCUGCAAAAGCUAUGCACAAUUUCGCCGGGAAGACCGUCAAACUGUAUAUCUUUUGGCCAAAGAAGUAAAUGCUGUAUUGCUUUGGAAUAACAGGCUGAUAAUUGUACCGCAGUAUCGCUCGAGGCGAAGAUGAUCGAGGUGGUGGCCUCGCUGGCCCGCGGGCCCGUGUUCCUGGCCGGGGAGCUCAUGGAGAGUCUGAUCACCUUCACCAACCCCAUGUCCCACCUGUCCACCUCCGCCAGCAGUGAAAUGCUGGCUUGGGCCAGCGCCCAGAUCCACUGUCAGUUUCACGCCAGCGAGAACAGGGUGGCCCUGCCGGCCCAGGGCAACAAGCAGGAUGUCCAGGCUGAGAGCGACACGGUGCUCAUUCCAAGUAGAGGAGAGCGAGGGCAGUGUGUGCUGGACACACCUCCCAAGAUAUUAUUCUGUGAUCUGCGCCUGGACCCUGGAGAGAGUAAAACUUAUUCAUAUAGCGAGGUGGUGCCCAUCGAUGGACCGCCGAGUUUCCGUGGUCAGGCAGUGAAGUAUGUCUACAAGCUGACCAUCGGCUGUCAGAGGGUCAACUCUCCCAUCAAACUACUCAGAGUCCCCUUCAGGGUGCUGGUUCUGCAAGGUAUGCCAGAGCGUCUGUCUCCUCAGGAUGAAGAGGUUUCUCCCUCUAACCCUUUCCUGGAGGAAGAGGAAGUGAGUCGCAGAGAUGCCCGGUCUUUGGAGCGGGCGUUAGACAUGCUGAUGGUCACCACCUCAAGACGCUGCUCCCACAUGUUUAAUAUAACCAACAUGCGUGGGAAAGUGGCCAAGUUCUGCAUCUUCAAGACUGUUUACAGACUCGGAGAGGACAUUAUCGGCACAUUCAACUUCUCUGAGGGAGACAUUCCUUGCUUGCAGUAUUCAGUGAGCCUACAGAGCGAGGAGGAGAUCCAGGAGCAGUACCAGCGACGUCCUGGACAAGCCAUCAGUGUGACUGGACACGGGCGGCACAUGGAGUCCUGCCUCCACACUGCCUUCAGCCACUUUUCUCUCCCCAUCCCUGUCAACGUCACGCCGGGUUUCAGCACAGACGUGGUGACCCUGAGGUGGCGCCUGCACUUUGAAUUCGUCACUGCCCGGGAGCCCAUGGAGCCACCCACUGUUCUGCAGAACCAAUCAGAGGUCACCGUGUGGGCUGGGGCCGAGCACGUCGACGUGGACACCUUCAGCUGGAAUUUACCAGUCAAAGUGCUGCCUACAAACCCAGCUUUAGCAUCCUACAUGUCCCAGUUUACAGGGACCAACAGCAUCAAUAUUUGACUGUUACUCUGUGUGUAUACAGAGUCAAAACACAAGCCAUUCAUGGCUUGUGUUUUGACAGGUGUGUGGGGGGGAGUGAGAGCGAGAGUGAGAGCGAGAGUGAGAGCGAGAGUGAGAGCGAGAGUGAGAGCGAGAGUGAGAGCGAGAGUGAGAGCGAGAGUGAGAGCGAGAGUGAGAGAGAGA